Molecule: messenger RNA, 759 nt
Organism: Rubroshorea leprosula
Lineage: Eukaryota; Viridiplantae; Streptophyta; Magnoliopsida; Malvales; Dipterocarpaceae
Source: the annotation of a GenBank genome assembly
CCAUCAUCCACAGCAACGCCCACCUGCCUUCCUUUCUCUUUCUCUCCUUAUCUCCUCCUUUCCCACUUUCAUGUCCCACUUUUCUGCUACUCUUCUACUUUUCCCAGACAAAACCCUCCCUCUUUUUUCUCCUAUAUGUAUUUGCUUUCAUGGGUAGAAGAGAAGCAAGCUUCUUUCGAGCAUCUUAAUAGAAAAAAUCUGUCUUUUUUUCCAUUUUUUGGUUCUUUCUUCUUAUUUUUGCGUUAGCUUAUGAGCAGGAUGACACGUUCUUUGAAAAUUCUGUCGACGGUGGCAGCUCCACCGCCAGAGAUCGUGCCCCUGGAGACUGAUUUUGUUGUGAUAUUAGCUGCUCUGCUUUGUGCAUUGAUAUGCGUGGUGGGUUUCAUUGCGGUGGCGAGAUGUGCGUGUUUCGGCCGCCGGGGUAGUGUCGGCACUAAUCAGAACAACAGAGCCGCCGCUCGUGGUUCGGCCAACAGAGGUCUCAAGAAGAAGAUCCUUCAAUCCCUCCCAAAGUUCACGUACACCAAGGACAGUGGCGGAAUUGCAAAGUUUGCUUCAAUGGAGUGUGCGAUUUGCUUGAGGGGAGUUCAUGGAAGGGGAUGAGACCAGGGCGUUGCCCCAGUGCAGCCAUGACUUCCAUGUCCUCUGCAUCCAAAAUAAUUGGUUUUGAAUUAUUGAUAACUCAGACGUUAUACCUUAUAUUAUUAUAUAUUGUUGUUUCUGAUUUUGUUUUUGUUUGAUUAAACAUGGUGUAGUUAA